GGCAUUUCCUGAAUCCAAGGAGGCGAAAUGACCAGCCAGUCUCAGGGAAUACAGCAGCUUCUGCAGGCAGAAAAGCGGGCCAAAGAUAAACUUGAAGAAGCCAAAAAAAGAAAAGGAAAGAGACUGAAGCAGGCCAAGGAAGAAGCCACAGCAGAGAUAGACCACUACAGGCUCCAGAGGGAAAAGGAUUUCAGAUGGAAGCAGUCCAAAAUAAUGGGCUCUCAGGAUAAUCUAUCAACAAAAGUAGAUGAAGAAACUGCAGCAAAAAUCCAAAGCCUCACUAAUAAUUAUCGUAAGAACAUAGAGAACAUGCUCGGUCAUCUCUUGGGCAAAGUAUAUGAGAUCAAUCCUGAUAUCCAUCCAAAUUAUACAUAUACAAUUUAAAUCAUCCAUGGAAAUGUUUUAAAAGAGCAAUACUUGCAAAAUGAGACAGCCUGAUGAAGAUGGCAGAUUUGGAAGUAUCAUUAUAUAUUAGCUUAUUACCAAUUAUAUUUUUUAUCCCUAGCAAGAACCCAACAGUAUCCAUUUGGAUUUUCUGUUUCCAACAGCCAAAUUGUCACACAUUGUUUUACUACAGUUUUUUAAAAAUAUAUAAUAUACAGUAUAUUGUUGCUUUCUGCAUUCUAGCUGGGUAUAUAAUAUAAUCACAAAGCCAAAGUAUAUUCUUGAGCAUAAUAUUUGUAAUGUGGCCAGUUCCUGUAGGCAACUCUCUGGCAUCACCGAUUUCUACCCUCACCAUUUUUUUUCUUUUAUGUAGCAAAGAAUGUAUCACUUAAAUAUGGGCAAAGGCAGAAAAAAGAAUCGCUUGACACCAGCAGCUUUUAAGUGGGUGUCUUUUUUCUUCUGAUGUUCUCUACUGUUUGAAAAGUAUUUUGUCAUAUGAUUUGGCUUGUUGUAGGAAAUCUGUUUGUCUCAAUAUGUAGAGGUUUAAAAUAACUAAGUAUAAAAUAAAUACUACAGAUAUAUUAUUAGACUUAAAAUUAACCGUGUGUCUCUAGUAUGGUACAUUUGGAGAAACCACGAUCAUACUUAUUGAAUGCCUUUAUAUAUCAGACAUUGAAUCAAUCAAUCAUAUUCAUUCCGUCAAUGACCAGCAAAAUUUAAAAGGACAAAAGAGUAAAACAAAGAAAUACAAUAAUAUAUUACCAACUAAUAAAAUAGAUCACAUAAUAAUAUAGCAUUCACUCCUCUAUUACUCUAUUAAUACAUUUGUUACCCAGGUAGUAUGAGUCAAAAACAUUAAUAAGUAUAAAAUAAAAAAUAAAAAUAUAUAUCCCCUAACAAUUUAUUAAUUAAGAUAUUUCAAUUUAAAAGUAAUAUUUAAAACAAGGCUCUUGUCUGUAAGUUGGUAUUUGGCCAAAAUAAUCCUCUCUCUCAUUCAUAAUAACAAAAACAUGUUUGGUUGGUCCCAACAGAGGUAGGCAUCAAACACUUAUGAAAUAAAUAAGAGUCCUGUUCAUGGGAUAUGUUAAAUGUAGACUUCAACUCACAAGAAGUGGUAAGCAACUCCACCUCUACAUCUAACCAAUGGCAUAACUAAAGAGCAG
Messenger RNA from Candoia aspera, 1547 nucleotides. It is a transcript of the gene ATP6V1G3, whose product is annotated as ATPase H+ transporting V1 subunit G3. Bases 28 to 384 code for a protein of 118 amino acids. Gene Ontology annotation, biological process: proton transmembrane transport. The record is from RefSeq and is a predicted model, not a curated record. Gene Ontology annotation, cellular component: vacuolar proton-transporting V-type ATPase complex. Lineage: Eukaryota; Metazoa; Chordata; Lepidosauria; Squamata; Candoiidae. Gene Ontology annotation, molecular function: proton-transporting ATPase activity, rotational mechanism. The transcript has 3 exons.